Messenger RNA from Suillus plorans, 1575 nucleotides. RefSeq lists its product as uncharacterized. NCBI's taxonomy places the organism in Eukaryota, Fungi, Basidiomycota, Agaricomycetes, Boletales, Suillaceae. The record is from RefSeq and is a predicted model, not a curated record. The coding region runs from base 1 to 1575 and encodes 524 amino acids. The transcript has 6 exons.
AUGUCCACUCAAGCAGUUGCGUUUGGCUGGCUCCCUCAGGAGGUGAUGGAGAACAUUGCUUUCUUCGCAGCAACAACGACAGAUAUAGGACCUCCCUCCGACCUGCUCCCUUUACUUCUAAGCUGCAGGAGCAUAUACCAUGCUCUAUCACUUGAUGCAAAUCUACAUCUUUGCGCACGCAUAUUUGAGUAUAAAUUCGAUCUCAGUGCCGCCGUUCGUCGUCUAGGCCAGCAUAUCGCUACGCCUGAUGUCUUAUCGAAGGAGUUGCGCAAGAGAUUUGUUUACCUGAAGCGAAUACGGGCGCGGACAGAUUCUCGAAUCUGUGCACCAGACAUGUCGAAUUCGCCGAUGAUCAGCGAGUUGCUUUGGCUCGCCUACCUAAUGAUGCUUGAAAACGACGGAAAGAAUGUCAAGCAACUGAGGGAAUACGCUGGAAUGGAGCAAUGGUUGAUGGAGUAUUGGUUCGAUGACAAGGGUGCAUCGCUCGCCUCGAAGGCGCUCUUGGAAGAUGUGUGGCUGCUCGAUAACGAGCACAAUUCUCUGGCAAUGUGGUUGUUUUGGUUGUUUCUCAGACCCGACCGUUUCCAGCGUACUGAAAGGAACUAUCGGACUUUUGCAACCGUUUUGAAACCGACUGCUUUAGCAGCCAACAAGUAUAAUAUAUGCCACACCCCAUGGGAGGACUUCAUCCCCAGGUCCUGCCUGCUUGAGCCUACGUGCAUAAAUCACUAUUCUAAUCCAUAUCAACUAACUCCACCGACGAUGGCUAUUCCUGCAAUCCUCUCUUACCUCAGCUUGGUGGGUCCUCUUGUGGGUCCAGCAAGGGCCGUCUACAAAGGACUACAUACACCGAACGGCUUUCCACCCUCGUUGAAUCAGAGUCUCGAAUGGGAAGCUGAUUGGCAGAGGUGCAUAAAUCUUGCUAAAAGCCCUCUCGCUAGCCAAUUCUCAGGUGCAUAUAAGGUGGGCAGUCUACAAGGUGUGUGGGAAGGUGUCUUUACGUACACGGAAUUCACUACCUAUGCUGCGCUCCUGUCUGGACGCCCCCCUUCGAUCCUCCAUAAUUCUAUGGUUGCGCAGCACCGUCAAACAUGGAAAUUGCGAGAGUAUUACUUAACUGUUUCGAGGGGCGCUGAUGGCAUUGCUGGCGGCCUAGAAUCACUACCGCUGAGCUCGGGUGAUCCGCUCAAGGCAUUUUUUCCAUCUGGCAUCCGUAUUCACGAGCACGCAGGCAGUGCAGAGGUGCACGAGCCCGGGAAAAUAGUUCCACUUUCAUACAGGCAGCCAUCGGCUUGUGGCGUGGAAGCCGAGGGCCUCGAUAUUCAAGAUAUUAUUGUCGUAGGAGAGGGUCAUUCUGCUUGGGGUCAAUUCAAUCUCAUUGGUAGGGUACGACCUUGCGACGGUUUUGUCAGUUUUUUGAAAGAAUACGUCGAGGGCGAUCGAGGACAAUGGCUUUAUCGGGGUUAUCUGGUCGGUAGCAUCAACGGGAGCCUCUCCGGGCGCUGGCGAGAUACACUCAGUCUCCCCGAUGCUAAUGGCUAUGAGGGCUGUUUUGUGAUGAGUAGGCGGAGAUGA